Molecule: messenger RNA, 627 nt
Organism: Stegodyphus dumicola
Lineage: Eukaryota; Metazoa; Arthropoda; Arachnida; Araneae; Eresidae
Source: RefSeq, a predicted model, not a curated record
AUGGAAAGCAUUACACUGGUACUUGCCGGAGAUUUUCGGCAGACACUACCCGUUGCUCCACGGGGGACACGAACUGACCAAAUGCAUGCAUGCUUAAAAUCAUCAUAUAUUUGGAAUGAAAUUCACAGACUUCAUCUUAGAAGUAAUAUGAGAGUUCAGAUUAAUGGAGAUACUACUGCUCAAGAAUUUGCUGACAAUUUGCUGAAACUAGGAAAUGGAUUCUUCACCCCAAAUAAAAAAGAUGGAUGCAUAUCAGUGGAAUGUAUUGGAAACAUCGUGAAAAGCCACCAAGACCCUUUACUUGCAAUAUUUCCUAAUUUAAGACAGCACUUCACCGAUCACAGCUGGCUGUGUGAAAGAUCCAUUCUUGCACCAAAAAAUUAUACAGUGAGAGCCAUUAAUAAACAACUUUUAGGACAGUUACCAGGCAGUGUUAAAAUUUACAAGUCAGUUGUUACUAUGUGUUCUACAGAUGAGGCUGUAAAUUACCCAACUGAAUUUUUGAAUUCUUUAGAACUGCCUGGAGUACCAUCGCAUAUUCUGGAGUUGAAAGUUGGUGCACCCAUAAUGCUGUUGAGAAAUUUGGAUCCCCCUUCACUUUGCAAUGGUACAAGAUUAUCUGUCUAG